Fusarium oxysporum Fo47 is the source of this 1192-nucleotide messenger RNA. Its product is annotated as Alpha/Beta hydrolase protein. The transcript is spliced from 2 exons. Gene Ontology annotation, molecular function: hydrolase activity. The coding region runs from base 94 to 1155 and encodes 353 amino acids. NCBI's taxonomy places the organism in Eukaryota, Fungi, Ascomycota, Sordariomycetes, Hypocreales, Nectriaceae. The record is from RefSeq and is a predicted model, not a curated record.
CAGAAACUCAAAAUUGCCAAUAUCUUGCUUGAGGUUUUAGCAAAAGUUGUUUCAAUACCCUAUAUCAUAUGGGAUCAUCAACCACAUAUCAUCAUGGCUGACUUUACUCAAUACGGACAUGCAACAGCAGAAUGGCUCGCCGUCACGGAUAGCAGGCCGCCUAUUCCAGGCCAUCUGGGCCUGAAGGAGAUGCAGCGCCUUACGAACAUGUACCGAGAACAGCUUGCCCAGAGCGAGAUGGAGAAGCUUAAAGACUACCCUAUUCUCAUGAAAGAUUAUACAGUCACUUCAAGAGAUGGCUUUCCUCUCGAGGUUCGAACCUACAGACCAGCUUCAGCCGAAGAAGGCGCUCGUCUUCCUAUCUACAUCCAUCUCCACGGCGGCGGGUAUGUCUUUGGAAACAUUCCCUCCGAAGAUGCCAUCUGCACUCGCAUCGCAGUCAUGACAAACGUCACAGUCGUCAACCUGAACUAUCGUCAUGCUCCAGACUAUGCUUAUCCCACAGCAUGGGAAGACACCGUCGACGCAUUUCACUGGGUUCAUGACCACAUCGAUGAACUUCUCGGAGUUCCUAGCCAAGUCGUAGUUGGCGGAAUCUCAGCUGGUGCCCAACUAGCAGCCUCCUUGACGCUUCGACAAAACAUCGCUCCCGAUGCUCUUUCACGACCGAAACUCGCUGGUCAGGUUUUGAUGAUUCCUGCUCUGGUCCACCCUGAUUGCUACGCACCUAUCAUGGAGCAGAUGAAGGAACCUUCUUUGUCUUCAUAUGUUCAGAACGCGGAAGCUCCGAUGAUCAACAAGGCAGCGCUCGACAAGUUCACUGGGCUGUUGAAGGUUCAGAACCCGGAUCCCAAGGAUGUUCGAUUGAAUAUUGGCCUUGCGACUGUUGAGCAGCUCAAGAGCAUGCCGCCUUCGACGCUGGGUAUUUGUGGCUUGGAUCCUUUGAGAGAUGAAGCUCUCUUUUAUGGACAGAAACUUGUUGAAGCAGGAGUUCCCACGGAUGUCCAAGUUUUUAAUGGUCUGCCGCACGGCUUCCGACGCUUUGGAGAUCAAUUAGCUGAUAGUAAGAGAUGGGACAAGGUUAUGGAGGAUGGAAUCAAGUGGGCACUCUCGAAGCCCGAGCCUUCUGGGAAGUUUGAGAUCAAGCUUGAGUAGAGCGGUCCGAGUCAAGUGAAUUUUUAGGAUAUAUGCG